Molecule: messenger RNA, 909 nt
Organism: Cladocopium goreaui
Lineage: Eukaryota; Dinophyceae; Suessiales; Symbiodiniaceae
Source: the annotation of a GenBank genome assembly
AUGAGUUUAGAGGAACUGCGCCAAGAUUUGAUGCAGCCAAACCGGCUCUUGAUGUCGUUGGCUUCAAAAUUCCACCCGUUGGCGGUGAAACUUGCCUUCAUCCGACUGUGGGGCGGAAUGCGCGAACUCCUGGAAAAGUACCUUGGCAUAGAUGACGCGCCUGUGAGAAGCGAGGAGGUCAAGAUGAUAAUGCAGCAAAUUUUGAACAAAGCAGAAGCAGAUGAAAUCAAAGCUGCAUGGAGAUCUGGGAGACCAGCAGAUCAGUUUCACAAUCUUUGCGAGAUCUUCUCUCACCAGCUGAAUAGCGAGCCUACCACACUUCAAGCGUUGUUUGCGGCCAUCUUGGUUCCCAAAGUCAAAGAAUGCUUGCCAGAUGUUGCUUGGGAAGAUCUAAAAGCAGUUUUGGCCAACCUCAGCUUGGAUGAUUUGGCUAUCUUCAGGAAGCGGCUUUCUUCUCUUGAAGGUUGGAAGGAUUUGAGCCUUGGAGACGUGUUCCAGAGUGAAGAGCUUUCCGUAGCAUUGGAGAUGGUAAGGCUUCGUCCAACCCUGGAGCCUAUGCUGCCCGAAGGCAUUUCAUGGGCCACAGCGCGGCUCUUGGCAUGCGAUCCAUCCAGCAAACUGACAGCAGAAGGCAUGCGCCAUGUCGUUGCAGAAGUGGUUCGUGAUCCGGACCGCUUCGUUUUGCAGCUCCUUGGACAACUUCCAAGCCCUCAGGAAUGGUUAUUGAACCACAUGAAGCCUCAGCUGGAAUGCUUGCUGCCAGCUGGUGCUUGUUGGCAGGAAAUAGCCGAUUGCCUCCGGAUGAUUCUUCCAGAUCGUGAUCAGUCUCUUGUCGGACAUUUGCAUGUUGUGUUCAGCGCUUCCUGGCGCUUGUCGUCACACACACACUACACAAAUUUGGAUCUUUGA